This is a messenger RNA of Rhagoletis pomonella (apple maggot), 707 nucleotides long. RefSeq lists its product as uncharacterized. Lineage: Eukaryota; Metazoa; Arthropoda; Insecta; Diptera; Tephritidae. The record is from RefSeq and is a predicted model, not a curated record.
GGAGUUAUGGCGACAAUCUGAAAGUAAAAUAUCCUGAUGAAUACGACCUAGUCUUCCGUCUCAAGUUGCCGGAAUAUAAGCGCAUAAUUUUACUGAGGGACCAAAGGGUACCCGGAAAUGUCAUACUUGAUUUUACAAACGUAUUUCACACAAUUGCAAACCAAAAACAACAUGCCGAAAGCUAUAAACAAUUAAAAAAAUGGGUUACUGAGAAAAACUUUCUUUCGGUUCGACUUCUGCAAAGUUGGUUGGAAAGCCGCUUUACAAAAGCCUUAAGCGAUCUAAAUAAACAAGUUAUAUAUGAAAAUGUCGCUUCAGCUAUAACAUAUAGAAAGCAAGGUCCAGCGCAUACGAUAUUUAUGAAUAAUCCAUAUAAAUAUUCAGUAGAUUUCGUUCCAGCAAUUGUUUUGAGCUCCUCACAAGCUUUAUUAAACACAAUUACGGGCGAUUGGGAUGCCAUUCCGAAGCCGCUGAAGAACACACCAAGAGAAAUUUCUUUUCGAGCAUCCUAUGACUCUCUUGAGCAUGAUAUUAUAAAGGAUAAGAAAAGCUUAAAGAAUGCAUUAAGGAUUAUGAAAAAAUUUCGAGAUAGGCACCAGAACAUGAGUAACCUAAAAAGUUACUAUAUAAAAACUUUGUUCCUAUGGAGAGCAUCUAAAGAGAGGACAUAUUUUUGGAAUCAGUCCAUAAGCUGUGUUGUAAUAGAA